AACAAAGUUGGGGACUCCCGCUUUUAUUUCGAAAAAUUAAUGUCGCGACAGGAAGCGAGGCGGAACCUAAAGCGUCAAACUGGAGUUCCGCGCUGAAGGGACGCUGUUAGCUCCAGCACAACACGGAACUAGUGUAGGUGACACAUUAACCGCUGACGUGCAUUUAAAGAAUAUGUAAUUCCGUUAACAUACAUUCUUCUCACUUUUAAACGGAGUAAAAUCAACCGUCGGAGCUCGCGACCUCGGUGUGUUACAUCAGCAGGUGACGUCAUCGUGUUUCUGAUGAAAGUUUCCGUUUCAACUUGUGUCACACUAAGAUUAGUCCGGGUUCCAACGCUGGUCAUGUGAUCAAAGUUUUACUGCACAGCGAUGAGCAGCGGCGCGUCGGGGCAGAUGGAGGAGCUGAGGAGGAGGUCCCAGUCGCUCCUCUCCUCCUCGGGUUCGGCCCAGGACGUGAAGGCCGAGGUCCAGACCAUGGCCGGCGUCCUCCUGCCCCUCUCUGAGAAGUACCGCCUCCUGGGGGCGGAGACCAUGUUGAGGGAGAACACGGCGUGCAGCAGCACACUGGAGGUCCUGGAAUCCUUGAGCAGACUGGUCAAGGCCUUGAGCAUCCUGGAGAAGUACGGCUGUAACCUGACGAGUCCCGCCCGGCCCAGAUACUGGAGGAGCGUCAAGCACAACAACCCCGUCUUCAGGAGCACCGUGGACGCCGUGAAGGGAGGCCGGGCCGUCCUGUUCCUGUACGGGUACACCAGCCAGCAGGCGGAUGGCCUCAGCUUCCCCGACGACGUCAGCCAGCCGGACGCGGCGCACGUGGCGGCGGUGACGCUGGAGGUCAUGACCUUGCGCACGGAGGUGGACAUGCUGGUGAAGGGAACCCAUCCUCACCCGGAGAGCUUCAGAGACGUCGUCCCCUUCCUCGUCCCGCCGGAGGAGCUGGUGCCGGAGGUGCCGGAGGCGCCGGAGGUGCCGGAGGUCGUCGGCGUCCCGAGUGGAGACCAGCAGCCGGGGGAAGAACCCAGGAUCCCGUCUCCACCCCCUCAGCCCCCCCUGGGCUCUGGAGGAGAACCCCUGAGACCCUCGACAGGUGAGCGCCCCCCCAUAGGGGACUGUAGUCUGUGCGGCGCCGCCCCGUCGCUGGUCUGCCCGUCAUGUGACGGUCAAGCUUUCUGCGACGCCUGCGACGACCUCUUCCACCGACACCCCUCCAGGGACCAGCACAAGAGGGACCAGCUGCAGCAGCCCCCCCCAGGAAUCUGCACCAUCUGCGGGACCUCGGCCGUGCACGCCCAGUGCUCCACCUGCAGCCAGAAGCUGUGUGAGAACUGUGACCAGCUCUUCCACUCGCACCCCGACCGCCGGGGGCACAGCCGGAGCCUCGUGGCAGCCCCCAAAGCCUCCAGCCCCUCCCUCUCCCCGUGGCAGUGCGCCCGCUGCACCACGGUCAACGCCACGCGGGCCGUCCUCUGCGCCACCUGCGAGCGCCCGCGACUCGCCGCCGCGCAGGAGACCCCGCCCCCCGUGCCCCCGUCUCCCAACACGGAGUGGCGCUGCAGGAGCUGCACGGUGGUGAACCAGGGCAGCAGCAUCCUCUGUGAGGUGUGUGAGCGUCCCCGUCUGGCCACCCGCCCCCCCGCCGCUCCGCUGCCAACCAGCCCGGGAACGCCGCCCGAGUCCGGAGACAAGUGGAUGUGCCAGUUCUGCACCUACGUGAACGCCAGCCCCGCCGUGGUGUGCGAGAUGUGCAACCUCGGCGGGUCCCCCCCGGCGUCCCUGCAGCAGACCCCGGCCGGCGCCAAGGACCAAGCGGCGUCGCCCCCGAGGCCCCAGCCGAAGGCCCGGGUGGACGUGGAGGUGAAGAGGCAGAAGAUGAUGAGGGACGACGGCCUGCGCCUCGUCCAGCAGAUCAGAGAAGCGGAGAAGCGCGGCGUUAGCGCCGAGGAGGUGUACGCCGCCAUCGGCAUGUGCGGCGGCAGCAACACCACGAGCCCCUGUGAUUGGCUGACGUCGGAGCUGCCUCACCUGCUGGACGAAAUCUGCGCCAUGGCAGCUUCCGUCCAGGUGGAGAGAGACGGCGAGGGGGCGGAGCCGAGCGCUCCCGUUGUCAAGGGCGACGGCGCCAAGCUCUCCAGAGCCGAGGCCAAGCUGGCCUGGUUGUCGGCGGGAGGAGACACCAACAAGGCCGUGACGCAGCUGCUGAGAGACCGACAGGUCAAGAUGAAGGAGCUCCACUCUCUGGGCUUCAGGGAGGCGUCUCGCUGCGAGGAGGCGCUGAGGCUGAGCGGCGGCGAGGUGAAGGGGGCUUUGUCUCUGCUGCAGCGCCCCCUGCUGGAGCCCUUCCACCAGCGGAUCUGGACCGACCAGCCGGAGCCGCCGAUCGACCCCCAGCACCCGGACAAACAGAGGACAUGCAGGCGUCUGCUGGCGCUCUACGAGCUGCCCAGCUGGGGGCGCUGCGAGCUGGUCCUCUCGCUGCUGCAGGAGCCGGGCGUCACCUUCUCGCUGGAGGACGUGGUGCAGGCCGUGAAGGAGUCGCACGACAAGGACUUCAUCAAGCGCCUCCUCAUCAACGAGUGCCCCUGCUGCCUGAGCCCCUUCCCCCGCAGCAAGAUGCAGUCCCUGACCUCCUGCCAGUGCUCCGUGUGCCACGAGUGCUUCAGGCUCCACUUCACCAUCGCCGUGCGGGACAAACACAUCCGGGACAUGGUGUGUCCCGUCUGCAGCGAGCCGGACAUCAACGACCCGCAGCAGCUGGACAGCUACUUCUCCACGCUGGACAUCCAGCUGCGUAACUGUCUUCAGCCGGACGAGUACGAGCUGUUUCACAAGAAGCUGACGGAGCACGCGCUGAUGAAGGACCCCAAGUUCCUGUGGUGCUGCCACGUGAGUCCACGCAUUCAUGUUGUUGUUGUAAAUAAGAAUAUUUUAUUGUCAUUAAUAAUAUUAUGAUGUUCCUGUUGAC
Gasterosteus aculeatus aculeatus (three-spined stickleback) is the source of this 2962-nucleotide messenger RNA. Lineage: Eukaryota; Metazoa; Chordata; Actinopteri; Perciformes; Gasterosteidae. The record is from RefSeq and is a predicted model, not a curated record.